This is a messenger RNA of Saccostrea cuccullata (small rock oyster), 1912 nucleotides long. Its product is annotated as heat shock 70 kDa protein 12A-like. The record is from RefSeq and is a predicted model, not a curated record. Bases 18 to 1817 code for a protein of 599 amino acids. The transcript is spliced from 4 exons. NCBI's taxonomy places the organism in Eukaryota, Metazoa, Mollusca, Bivalvia, Ostreida, Ostreidae. Gene Ontology annotation, molecular function: ATP-dependent protein folding chaperone; ATP binding.
CUGUGACCGUCAUCACGAUGGCUGAUGGAGAGAAAACUUACAUGGUUGUCGCCGCCAUCGACUUCGGCACGACUUACAGUGGAUACGCCUUCUCCUUUCUGAGCGACUACACGAGAGACCCCCUCAAAGUGUACAACAACACACGAUGGGAGAAUGAGGGGGACGGAACCUUUAAGGCACCCACUUCCAUUCUCUUUGAUGAACAUGAGCGUUUUCGUUUCUUUGGAUACGACGCCGAGAAAAAAUAUGCUUCUUUGGUGUCUGAAAACGAGGAGGAUGAAGAAAGCGGGGACGAUUUGCCCAAUGAGAAUCAUCAAAAUUGGUUUUAUUUUCGUAGAUUUAAAAUGACACUGUUUAAGGCUAUAUCUCAAGGAGGGAGACCUAGGGGUAAACGAAUCACAGAGGAUAUGCAGCUCACUGCUCACAAUGGAAAGAAAAUGUCUGCCAUCAAAGUAUUCUCCGGGGCGAUACGGUUCUUGAAAGAUCACUUGGACGAAGCUUUAGUAAAGCAGCUUGAGAGCAAGGACAAGAGCGGGAAAGUUACAAAGCAGACGUCAUGGGCAGACGACAUACGUUGGGUUCUCACUGUUCCCGCCAUCUGGUCAAACGAAGCCAAACAGUUUAUGAGGAGAGCCGCCGAACAGUUAGAACCAGAAGCGGCGGCAAUAUUUUGUAAGCAGAUUGCACUGAGCAAGGAAAAUGACGAGACGGAAGUCAGGGCAUAUCAGCCAGGAAAGAAAUAUAUGGUGGUCGACUGCGGGGGUGGGACAGUUGAUGUAACGGCGCAUGAAGUGGCCCAAGAUGGGUCUCUGAAGGAACUCCACUGCGCCACUGGCGACGCUAUUGGUGGAACCAAUGUCGACAAAAUGUUCUUCGAUGCCUUAGAUCAAUGGUUCGGGGCUGAUGUGAUAAAACAAUUUAAACGUAAUCGUGCCUCCGAUUGGUUAGAAUUGGAGAGAAGUUUUGAAUCCAAAAAGCGAGGCAUCGGGCGAGAUGAAGAAGACAAAGUUACGUUCUCAAAUCUGGGAAACCUUUGCCAAAUAUAUAAAUCACAAUCGGGUAAUUCAGUCAAAAAUAGAUUUGCUGAUCUUAAAUUGCAGCAACAAGUAAAAGUUUUUAAGGAAAACAAGCUUCGAUUUGAACCCCGGUACUUGAGGGAGCUUGUGUUUGAUGCACCGAUCAACGCAGUGGUUAAUCACUUAGAACGACUUUUUCUGAACCCUACAGUAUCAGAUAUCGACACCAUCUUACUAGUCGGGGGUUUCUCGGAAUGUCCUUUACUUCAACAGAAAAUCAGAGAUUCCUUCCCAAACAAAUUAGUUACUAUUCCACCAGAGCCCAACCUAGCUGUCUUACAAGGCGCUGUCAUAUUUGGUCACAGUCCCAAAAGCAUUUCACAAAGACUAAGUCCAAGGUAUUACGGUAUCGCGACCAACGUUCCAUUUGAAAGAGGAAAACACCCUGGAAGUAACUUGAUGAAUAUUGAUGAUAUGGAUGUCUGUACUGAUGUAUUUAAAUGCAUGAUCGAGAAAAACGCCCCUCUCACUCGCAUUCAAAAGACGUUUACUACUGCUUCUGAAAAUAGCCCCCAUGCAAACAUAGAAAUCUAUGAAUCUGACAGUCGGGUUUUCUUUUGUAAUGACUCUGGAUGUCGUAUGUUGGGUACAGUGGUUGUAGAGUUUGAAAGUUUGGCCAAGGACAAAAAACGGGAAGUCGACGUUUCCUUUGAAUUUGGAUCCACCGAGAUUUAUGUCGUUGCACAAGACAAAGACACGAUGCAUACCCAGAGAGCAAAGUUUGAAUGCCUGAAGAAAUGAAUCUAGCUCGGUUAUUUUACUGUGCGUGUAUAAUUUUAACAUUUAAACAUUUCUCAGUUGUUUUGUUUAUACAUUCUCCAAAUACAUAUAAAAUA